AUGGAAAAUCCCAUGUCAUAUACUUUUAUCACGGAUAAACAAAAGGGCCUAGGGAUUGCCAUAGCUGAUUUGAUGUCGGGAGCAGAGCAUAGACAUUGCGUUAGACAUUUGUACAAUAAUUUCAAGUGCAAGAAUCCUGGUAAAGGACUCAAGCAGACUUUAUGGAAUGCAGCAAGGUUCACCACACAUAUAUGGUUCAAUAGAAACAUGGAAGCAAUGGAGAAGCAAUCAGAUGGGGUUGGGAAAUGGUUUGAAGACAAGCCAUCAGAACAGUGGAGUAGUUCACAUUUUAGAACCACUUCUAAAUGUGACAUCCUCCUAAAAAAUUUAUGUGAAUUGUGGAAUGCUUCUCUAGUUAGGCAUAGGGAUAAACUGAUUUUGACCAUGAUGGAAGGGAUGAGGAUGGAUUCCAUGACAAGAAUGGCUAACAAAAGGGUUGCCGGCACAAGACGGACCAAUAUGGUUGGCCCUCGAAUUGCAAAAGUUAUUGAGAAGAUUGGCAAAAGAACUCAUGAAUAUAGAGCACACAUGUCUGGGGAGUUUUUGUACCAAGUGAUUGGAGGCAUGUACGGGAACAAGCAUGCUGUUGACUUAGGCAUGCACACAUGCACAUGCAGGAGGUGGCAAUUAAGUGGAAUUCCUUGUGUCCAUGCAACAUGUGCUAUAUUUGCAAAGAAACUGGAACCUAGCCUAUUUGUGGACAAUUAUUUGUUACCCUCUACUUAUCUUGAUGCAUAUAAUCCUAUCAUCUACCCUAUUGCUGGAGAUGAUGAUUGGGAGCUGGUGGACUACCCAAUUGCUCCUCCACCAUACAAGAAACAAGCAGGGAGGCCUAAAAUGAAGAGAAUCAAAGAACCUGGAGAGGGAAAAGCAUCACCUGCCCCUGAUGCAAGCAAGAUGUCUAGAAACCUUUAUGGAACAAAGAUGACCUACAAGAGAGGUUGCCCAACAAUUAAGAAUGAAUCUCAACGGGGUGAAGGAAGCUCUAAGGGCAACAAAACACCAAAGAAGCAGCAGAUUUGCCCUUUUGAAACUGAUGGUCUUUGUGUGCUUUUGCAUCUUUGGUUUGGUGGGUUGUGA
Rosa rugosa (rugosa rose) is the source of this 1080-nucleotide messenger RNA. RefSeq lists its product as uncharacterized. The coding region runs from base 1 to 1080 and encodes 359 amino acids. Lineage: Eukaryota; Viridiplantae; Streptophyta; Magnoliopsida; Rosales; Rosaceae. The record is from RefSeq and is a predicted model, not a curated record. Gene Ontology annotation, molecular function: zinc ion binding. The transcript has 3 exons.